AUGGUCACCUUUGAGUCAAACUUUGCAGCACGAUAUUUUCAAUAUUUGCAAUGCAUUGACCAAAACCAAAAACAACAACAUUGGCAUCAUCAAAAAUAUCGAGUGGUAAUAGAACAAGUGUGUUUGCGGUGUAAUAUUUUAAGUAUUUCUAAUCCACAACACCCCAUCAGUACCAAUUUCCAAGUAUUCGUUAAUAGUAAAAUCUAUCCCCAACAACAGCGACAACAACAAUAUCAGCGAUCAACUAUUGCAUCACAUCUAUUCAAUUCAAAUUCCAACCUAUCAUUCACCACAAAAUCAUUUCCACAAAACUACAAAGAUCAUCUCAACAACAGCAAUAAUAUCAAGAUGUCCAAGAAAAGAUCUGUUGUCAAAAUAGAGUACGAGAAAGAUGCAAAUGACAAUGAUGAUGACAAUAACACUCCAACACUCUCUGGUUUUCCUGAUCAUAAUCUAAAGGACAAACAAAUAGAAAAUAGUGAAAAGUUAGAAGAAGAAGAAGAUGUAGAAGAUGAUAAAACAACAACUACAACGACGACAACUACAACAUCAACAUCAUCAUCAUCAUCAGCUGACACCAAGAGACCACUGAUCAGUAGAAAGAAACUAAGAGUGUCUACAGAGAAUGUUGUUGAAGGUAGAGUAAAGAAAGCAGUAGAUAAGUUAGAAGCUAAUAGAAAACAUUGGAAAGAAGAAUGGGAUUUGAUAGCAGAGAUGAGAGGUUCGCAAUUGGCACCAGUUGAUUGGGCAGGAUGUGAGACAUUCAAUGAUAAUACACUAGAAGAUAAAGUAUCGAGGUUCCACGUGUUGGUAGCAUGCUUACUUUCAUCACAGACCAAAGAUGCUGUAACCUACGCUGCAAUGAACAAGUUGAAAGCUCAUGGAUUGACUGUCGACAACAUUAUAGCUACAUCACACGAAACAAUAGAAACAUUAUUAUAUCCUGUGUCAUUCUAUAAAAGAAAAGCAAUAUAUCUAAAAAAGAUUGUAAAUAUAAUGAAAGAGAAGUAUAAAGGUGAUAUUCCAGAGGCAUAUAAUGAUAUCAUGAGUCUGCCAGGUAUAGGAUUAAAGAUGACCAAUCUUAUUGUUCAGGCUUGGGGAAGAGUCGAAGGAAUUGCAGUAGAUGUUCAUAUGCAUCGUAUUUGCAAUCGUUUGGGAUGGGUCAAUACCAACACACCCGAGGAGACAACGAAAGCACUUCAAGAUUGGGUGCCAAGAGAUCGAUGGGCCGAAAUCAACAAGUUAUUGGUUGGAUUCGGACAAACUGUAUGCGCACCAACAAGACCAAAGUGUGAAUCAUGUAAGAUCAAUCACCUUUGUCCUACAGGUAUUCAGAAUAUGAAAUCAACACCAACAACAACAAAGAAAGAGAAAUCUAUAAAAAAAGAGAAAACUAUAAAGAAAGAGAAAUAA
Molecule: messenger RNA, 1413 nt
Organism: Heterostelium album PN500
Lineage: Eukaryota; Evosea; Eumycetozoa; Acytosteliales; Acytosteliaceae
Gene: apnB
Product: endonuclease III domain-containing protein
Exons: 4
Coding region: 1-1413 (470 amino acids)
Biological process (GO): base-excision repair, AP site formation; nucleotide-excision repair; base-excision repair
Cellular component (GO): nucleus
Molecular function (GO): oxidized pyrimidine nucleobase lesion DNA N-glycosylase activity; DNA-(apurinic or apyrimidinic site) endonuclease activity
Source: RefSeq, a predicted model, not a curated record